ACCAACGCCAAGUCCAACGAUCCCAAAUGGCCUCUUCUUCUCUCCUCGCUCUCCACAUACUCUUCCUCACGUCGCUCAUCGUGGCCUCCAUCUCCACGUCCGCCGCCUCGGCCGUCGGCGGCGACGGGCUCGCCUGGGUGGCUGCAGCCGCCUCCUCCGGGCUUGGCCCGUGCCGGGGGUCGGUCGCUGAGUGCAUGGCCGAUCAGGACGGCGAGUUCGCCAUGGACACGGAGGUGAACCGGCGGGUGCUGGCCACGACGCAGUACAUAAGCUACGGGGCGCUGCAGCGGAACACGGUCCCGUGCUCCCAGCGGGGCGCCUCCUACUACAACUGCCAGCAGGGGGCGCAGGCCAACCCUUACAGCCGGUCGUGCUCCGCCGUGACGCAGUGUCGCAGCUAAGAGAAGCGGUGCGAACCCAUUGUCGAUCUAGCUGUUCGAUCUUCUUGGUUCCCUCUGCUCAACCAACCUACUCUAUCUGUCUAUCUAUCCUGCGAUGUACGUGAUGGACAAGACAAUGCCGUCAUGUCGCUCUCGUUGAGGAAUGACGCGCCUAUGUUCUUGUUCUA
Messenger RNA from Rhodamnia argentea, 568 nucleotides. Its product is annotated as rapid alkalinization factor-like. The transcript has a single exon. NCBI's taxonomy places the organism in Eukaryota, Viridiplantae, Streptophyta, Magnoliopsida, Myrtales, Myrtaceae. The record is from RefSeq and is a predicted model, not a curated record. The coding region runs from base 27 to 401 and encodes 124 amino acids.